CUCCUCCUGCUCCACCGCCUUUGACGCCUCAGAUAUCAUAGCCAUCCUCCUACCUCCUCCUCAAUCUCGCUUUGACGCCUCAGAUAAAACACAUCCUCCGCCGCCGUCGCUCCUCCCCCACCAUACCUUCAGAUCCGAAGACAAAACAUCAGCCAUGCCUCCUCCCUCGUCUCGCCUCUUCCUAUUCGACCGCCUCGUUCGUACCCCGAUGAUCGGCGGAAGUUCGCCCAGAUGCAAGUGGCGUGAACUUCCCUCUGAAGCCAAGCGGGCGUACGGGUUCGGGGAGGAGAGCCACGUCGCCGAUUCAAUCGUGCAGGGGCUGGAGCUGGAAGAAAGCCUCGCCCCUGCACCAGAUCUGUCCUUGCUGUUCCUCCGAGGCGGCAACAUGUACACUACUAUCCACACCAUCGACGAGAACCUGAUUGUGAUCUCAUCGGCCUUUGAAGAAGUUGACCACGGACGGGUCUUUCUCAUCUACGACGCCAGCGACAGGUCCCUCCUCAUGAUUCCCUCCAUGCCCCGCACUAGCCCUCCUAUCCAUACUGCUCGUGUUCUCGUCGCACGCCGCCGUGACGGCGACAAGUCGUACGCCCUAGUCUUCCCAGGGAGGAAGUUUGUCUCCUGGUCAGCCAAAGGCAACCCUCAAUACCAGGACGUUCUCUUUGUGUCGCCGUCCUCAUCCACCUCGCCCUGGCAGAUGGACAAGAAGGUUAAAAUCCCCCAGAAGUGGCACUCUGAUGAUAGCAGCUUUGUCGCUGAAGAAGUUUUCUCGGCCCAUGGCCGUGCUUACUGGGUGGAUCUCUUACGCGGCGUCAUGUACUGUGACUGCAACGAUAUACUCUCUGCUGACAUUGAUUGUGUGGACGUCCGCACCUUGGACCUGCCAGUGGGGUGCGAGAAGUACAUGGGCAGCAGAGAUGAAAUAGCAGAGGUGGCGGCCUUUAGAGCCAUGGGCGCUGUUGGGGACUCUAUCAAAUUUGUCUCCAUCGACGGCUACCUUGAGCCUGUGGAUCUUAAGGACUGCAAGGUGAGGAUCUGGAGACUGACGAAAGAUAUGAAUUGGGAUGUAGAAUACGAGCUCAGUCUGAUCAGCCUGUGGGAGGGGUUGGAGUUCAAAGGGGGCUUCUUUCCACGGUUGACACCAAUGUAUCCCUUCCUUAGCGCACUGGAUGACCAUGUAGUCUACUUCGCACUGGGCGAUUUCACCCGGCUUCAGAGGAAUGGCUUUCCAACUGAUCCAUCCUAUAUGGUACGUGUUGAUUUCCACCACAAGACUUUUGAGUGCAGACAUGUCUAUCAUUGGCGACACACCAGCAUGGCCGGUCUUCUUGCUGUCUCUCGCAAUGGUAAGAGGAAGCUGAGCGGACUAUCUCAGGGUGAAGAUCUCAAGCCAUGUCCUUCUGUUAGUUAGGUGAUUAUGCUAUUUGUUGCUACCAAAUGGUUUCUUUCAUGUCAACUGUUCAUUUCAUAUUCCAUUGCUUAAGAUCAACAGCAUAGCCUGUUCAUGUAAGCUUUAAAUUGGGAGCACAAGACAACUAUCAAGGAUCAUAAGUGUCUAUUUAUCUUAUUUCUUGUAACCAGAUGUUCCUCUGCCUCAUGUUUCCUUUAAAUUUGCUCUUGUUGGAGUGAGAAACUGUUAGUUUGUAAUCUGCAACUAAUGCUAUGAGGUUACUGUUGGAGGAUAUUCUUGUAAGAUCUCUAUUCUUUUUGUAGUACUAUGAUAUAUUUUGUUGCUAUC
This is a messenger RNA of Lolium perenne, 1738 nucleotides long. RefSeq lists its product as uncharacterized. The record is from RefSeq and is a predicted model, not a curated record. NCBI's taxonomy places the organism in Eukaryota, Viridiplantae, Streptophyta, Magnoliopsida, Poales, Poaceae.